Molecule: messenger RNA, 2094 nt
Organism: Vitis vinifera (wine grape)
Lineage: Eukaryota; Viridiplantae; Streptophyta; Magnoliopsida; Vitales; Vitaceae
Exons: 16
Coding region: 506-1915 (469 amino acids)
Biological process (GO): GPI anchor biosynthetic process; protein localization to plasma membrane
Cellular component (GO): endoplasmic reticulum; membrane
Molecular function (GO): glucosaminyl-phosphatidylinositol O-acyltransferase activity
Source: RefSeq, a predicted model, not a curated record
CAGGCAUUUUCGGGAAUUUUGGGUGAAAAUGGCGUCUGACCCAGACAAAAAAUCAUUUCUUCCUUCUUCUUCCAUCCGCACACCCGUCGCCGGCGACGUCGCCGUCGGCCACUCCGUCCCCCCUUUCUUCAGCUGGCGGCACCCGUUUUCUCCCCUCCCUUCUAUCCUUCUUUCCCUAUUUCUCUUCUUUCUCUCUCCAUCCAUUCCACCAUACCCAUUUUUCCUUUCCUCCAACUCCUGCUGCUACUCACUGCCGGCCAGCGAUGUCAUGCCGUCGGUGCCGCUCAUGGCUCGACUUCUUUCUCUUCGGGGAUUAGCCUUUCUUUCCUUUCUCUGAAUCCGACUUCUUUUUCUGGUUUCUAUUCGGGUCCUUUAGUUGCAGCACACUUUUCUCUUUCCAUGAGAAUCACAGUCGACUUGAAAAUAUACCUUGAAAUUCGAAUCCUUUCCAGUUCAUCACCGGUUACAUCUCUGUGAACUCUCUCAGUUUGCCUUCUCUUCAUCCAUGGAUCCUCUCGCAAAAUCCUUCAAUCCAAACAAACAUUUAAAAGAGCAAUUUGUGAGCAACUUGACAGGAUCGUCCAUUCUUGAAAUUGUUGCACUUUCGACCGUAGUCCCUAGUCUGAUUGUUCUGCGACAUUUGAUUGCCUUCCAUCGCCUAUUUGAUCCCUGGGCUACUGAGACCUCAUUGAAGAAAAGUGACAAUGCAACUGUUGUUUCUAAGAAUUCUUGGGCUUACAUGGCUACAAUGACAGUGGAUUUUCUUGUCAUUGUUCUUCCAAUCCUUUUAUUUUUAACUGUCCUAGCAGAAUGGACACAAAUAUGUGCAAUUUUGUUGAUGUUGGUGCUGCUCUUCUCUAUUGCAGCUAAAAGAUUUAUUUCUUCUCAUUAUUCUCUGGGGGGAGGGACCAAUUCCCUUAGGACAAAUAUUUCAUCAUACAGGGUUUCUAUGAUGAUCGUAACUUGCUUGUGCAUCUUGGCUGUUGACUUUCAAAUAUUUCCUAGAAGAUAUGCUAAGACUGAGACUUAUGGUACUAGUUUGAUGGAUCUUGGAGUUGGCUCUUUUGUACUGGGCAAUGCAUUAAUUUCACACCAAGCACGGAAUAUUGCUUCAAUGAAAUGGAAGACUGCACUUAAGUCUACUAGUCCACUAAUCCUUCUGGGGUUUGGUCGUCUGGUUUUUACCGCAGGUGUGGACUAUCAGGUUCAUGUGGGGGAAUAUGGAGUGCAAUGGAAUUUCUUUUUCACACUUGCUGCUGUGUCAAUUCUAACACCCAUAGUUAAUCUUCCCCCACAAUAUUGUGGAAUUCUAGGAUCCUUAAUUCUAAUAGGACACCAGAGUUGCUUGAUGAAUGGAUUAAACAUGUAUCUACUUUCAGACAAAAGGGGAUUGGACUUCAUUAGCCAAAAUAAGGAGGGAUUUUUUAGCAUAUUUGGAUAUUGGGGUAUAUAUCUGACUGGAGUCCAAUUGGGAAACUAUCUUUUCUUUGGAAAUCAUUCCACUACUAUGUGGAGAAGCAACAAAUGGGCAAGGACUAGAGUCUGGAUUCUUUCUCUUCUAUUCUGGUUAUUGACUGUGUUUCUUGACAGGCAUGUUGAAAGAGUUUCCCGUAGAAUGUGCAACUUGGCUUAUGUUACUUUGGUGUUGGCACAAAACCUACAGGUCUUGGGAAUAUUAAUGCUCUCCGAUUACAUCCCCGCAAGUGAAACUUCAGUACUUGAAAAAGCAUUUGAUCGAAAUUUACUGGGGUCAUUUCUUCUGGCAAACAUCCUCACUGGGCUGGUAAACUUGUAUGCGGAUACCCUGUUUGCCUCAUCAGCCAGAGCUCUAGUUAUCUUGGUGAUCUAUUCAUUCACUUUAUCUGCUGUCACUGGACUCAUGGAUUUGUAUGGCAUUAGGUUGAAGUUUUGGUAGAGACUGGGCCCUGCUUCACUGUAUACAACCAUAAUCUAUUAUUUUUACUGACAAAUCAAACUCAAUUGCUGAUUUUUGUAUUCAUGGAAUCAGCAGCAGUGUUUUUGGAAAUUGGCAGCCCAGAACUCUAAGGCACCUAAACAGAAUUGAUAUAUUACUAUGAGCGGUUCUUUGGAUUA